Salmo salar (Atlantic salmon) is the source of this 1565-nucleotide messenger RNA. Its product is annotated as protein phosphatase 1, catalytic subunit. Gene Ontology annotation, molecular function: protein serine/threonine phosphatase activity. The record is from RefSeq and is marked provisional. Gene Ontology annotation, cellular component: cytoplasm; nucleus. NCBI's taxonomy places the organism in Eukaryota, Metazoa, Chordata, Actinopteri, Salmoniformes, Salmonidae.
CCACUAGCUAGCGUUAGCUAACCAGCACUAGAUUUGCAGCUCACUCAGACAUUUUUUCUACGUCGCCAUGGCCGAUGUUGACAAACUCAACAUAGACAGUAUCAUCCAGCGUCUUUUAGAAGUCAGGGGAGCAAAGCCUGGUAAGAAUGUGCAGCUGCAGGAGAACGAGAUCCGAGGAUUGUGCCUCAAGUCCAGGGAGAUAUUUCUCAGCCAACCUAUCCUUCUUGAACUUGAAGCCCCUCUCAAGAUCUGUGGUGACAUCCAUGGGCAAUAUUAUGACUUAUUGAGGCUGUUUGAGUAUGGGGGCUUCCCUCCUGAGAGCAACUACCUAUUUCUGGGAGACUAUGUGGACAGAGGGAAGCAGUCUCUGGAGACCAUCUGUCUGCUUCUGGCCUACAAAAUCAAAUACCCAGAGAACUUCUUCCUGCUGAGAGGGAAUCAUGAGUGCGCCUCCAUCAACAGAAUAUAUGGAUUCUAUGAUGAGUGUAAAAGAAGGUACAACAUCAAGCUCUGGAAAACAUUUACAGAUUGCUUUAACUGCCUCCCUAUUGCUGCCAUUGUUGAUGAAAAGAUCUUCUGUUGCCAUGGAGGGUUGUCACCAGACCUCCAGUCCAUGGAGCAGAUCAGGCGCGUCAUGAGGCCCACCGACGUCCCCGACCAGGGCCUCCUGUGUGACCUGCUCUGGUCAGAUCCAGACAAGGAUGUCCUCGGCUGGGGAGAGAAUGACAGAGGCGUCUCAUUCACCUUUGGCUCAGAAGUGGUGGCAAAGUUCCUGCACAAACAUGAUUUGGAUCUGAUCUGUCGCGCCCAUCAGGUUGUUGAGGACGGCUAUGAGUUCUUCGCCAAGCGACAGCUUGUGACUUUAUUCUCAGCACCCAACUACUGCGGGGAGUUUGACAAUGCUGGUGCUAUGAUGAGUGUGGAUGAGACCCUCAUGUGCUCUUUUCAGAUUCUGAAGCCCGCUGAGAAGAAGAAGCCAAAUGGCAGCCGUCCAGUCACACCCCCACGGAACAUGGUCACCAAGCAAGGCAAGAAAUAAGGUGGCAUGAGUGGACCUAUGUUCUGCUCUCUGUUCUGCUUUUGUCUUUCGCGUCUGAAGGGUUGGUUGCCCUUUGUGCUGCCAAUACUGAAAAGAUAUCCACUCCAACCUGAUGAAAGCAAAAUGUUUUGUCCACAAGGGUAAAUGGAUAUGUCACCAUGAAAACCUCAGGUGUUUUGCACUCCAUUGCAACUAGUCUUUGCCACAUAUGACUGUUCAACCAGGAACAAUGUAACAAUAUGGCUGAUAAUGCACAGAAAUGCCUUGUUUAAAGCUGUGCAGAGUUGUUUUCACAAUUUCUUCAUUUCAUGUUUCAUCAAUUUCUGUCAUCACCUGUUUCUCACUGUCAAUGUUAAUAAUGCAAUUAAUGGUUCUUAAAACAACUAUGGAAAUAUCACAAGACACUUAGUUGUUCAUUUCUGUAUAACUUUCUUUAUCAUAGGACAUUGAAUCCUCACUUUGCACCUGCAUCCUCACCAUUUUUAAAACAUGUCUUGUGCUGAAUUAAAUGAAGAAAUAAAGCAUU